This is a messenger RNA of Carya illinoinensis, 1077 nucleotides long. Its product is annotated as methylesterase 17. Gene Ontology annotation, molecular function: methyl indole-3-acetate esterase activity; methyl jasmonate esterase activity; methyl salicylate esterase activity. NCBI's taxonomy places the organism in Eukaryota, Viridiplantae, Streptophyta, Magnoliopsida, Fagales, Juglandaceae. The transcript has 4 exons. The record is from RefSeq and is a predicted model, not a curated record. The coding region runs from base 135 to 941 and encodes 268 amino acids. Gene Ontology annotation, biological process: salicylic acid metabolic process; jasmonic acid metabolic process.
AUGAUACCCAAUGACUAUUCCCAACUUCACAUGAUAAAGCAAUCACCAACGGGGGAAAAGAUAGAGAGAAGCCAUACAGGAGUAAGAUUGGAGGCCUGCUGGGAGCACAAAACCAAAGAUCGACCAAGGACGCCAUGGGAGAUGAGCUUCGUAAGACAGAGAAGGUAGCACCACCCUUGAAGCCACACUUUGUGCUGGUGCAUGGUAUAAGUGGGGGAGGUUGGUGCUGGUACAAAAUCAGGUCCCUCAUGGAGAAUUCCGGUUUCAGGGUUUCGUGUAUUGACCUUAAAAGCGCCGGAAUAGAUCAAACCGAUCCCGAUUCCCUUCUUUCUUUCGAUGAUUACAAUAAGCCACUCAUGAACUUCAUGUCUAGUUUGCCCGAUGAUGAACAGGUUAUCUUAGUGGGACAUAGUGCCGGAGGACUGAGUGUAACUCAGGCUACACAUAAGUUUGCAAAGAAAAUCUGCCUAGCGGUGUAUGUGGCAGCAACCAUGCUCAAAUCGGGCUUCCUGACAGAUGAAGACGUCAAAAUUGGAGUACCCGAUCUAUCUGAAUUUGGGGAUGUUUACGAAUUAGGAUUUGGAUUGGGUCCGGAUCAACAUCCAACAAGUGCCCUUGUCAAGCAGGAGUUUCAACGGAAAAUCAUCUACCAUUUGAGCCCCCGAGAGGAUUCAACCCUAGCUGGGAUGCUUUUGAAGCCCGGACCACUCAAAGCAUUACUCACUGCUCGUUUUACAGGAGAUCAUAACAUAGAUAAGGUGCCGCGGAUCUACAUUAAGACUGCGCACGAUCGAGUGGUGAAACCGGAACAACAAGAUGCAAUGAUAAAAAGGUGGCCACCAUCCCAUGUGUAUGUUUUGGAUAGCGAUCACAGCCCCUUCUUCUCUACACCGUUUCUGCUCUUCGGCUUCCUUCUCAAGGCUUUAGCUUCUUUUGGUUAAUUUCAGUGUUUGACAUAUAUAUAUACACAUACAUAUAUACUAAGCCGAUAAUAACGUGCAAAGCACAUUUAUCUAGUAGGGUGAACACGUUUUUAAUAAAAUAAUUUGCUUCUCAUAAAAAAUUUAUUAGAGAACA